AUGGCGGAGUACCUGGAGCACAGGUACCAUAUCAUGAAACCAGAUAACCACCAGCAAACAAACAACCCAUAUCCUUUAAGCAUCCGAGAAUAUCAGUAUCCCGGGGGCUAUGUGUCUCACAAGUUUAAGACUUACGAUGGGCAGGGAAAAAAGCGAGAACAUAUCAGCCGUUUCCUCUCGGCCAUGAAUGAUAGAAUCUCCGACGAGAAAUUGUGUUUGAGGGAAUUCCCCAAAUCACUGGCAGGGACAGCCUUUACUUGGUACAAUAACUUAAAGGAAGAAAGCAUAGAUUCUUGGCCCAUUAUGUACUCAAUGUUUAUGGGCAAAUUCUAUUCAGCCAAGCGGAAAGUUACGUCCAUAGAUCUGAGCAGAAGCGGACAAAGGACAGGUGAAGAAAUAGGGACAUAUAUAGCAAGGUUCCGACGGAUGGCACUAGAUUGUCAUAAAGACAUCAGUGAAGAAGCACUCGUAGAAAUAUGUGUACGAGGAAUGAUUCAGUCCAUCAAAGGGAGUCUGAUCAACUUUAGAUUUCAAACCUUCGUCGAGUUGGAGGAGGCUGCUGAAAGAAUCGUUGAUUGCAUAGGAGAGUCACCCACAGGUUUUAGCUGGUCUCAUACUGCAAGUACCACAUCCAUAAUCCCCUACAAUUCUAAUAAUAAAGAGGGAAGCGGAAGCCGACAACAAGGAGGGGACCUCACCCAAAUAAAAAACAGAUGGAUUAGAAGAGAGUCAAGAUCAUCUCCUCCUCUAUUACCAUAUGGAAGAGAACAGACUGUUCGGCUCCUUAACCAAUGGGUAGCCGAGGGUGAGGUUCAGUUGCCACCGACGGUGGCGGAUGUCAAUAAAAUGAACAAGGACGCUGCAAGGUAUUGCCACUAUCAUAAGAGAAUGGGACAUCCGACAAUGGAAUGUCUCGCGAUAAGAAGCAUAUUUGAAAGAAAACGCGAGUCUGGAGGGCUCGAGGCUACAAGACAAAUGAUUGAGCGAGACCCUUUCCCGCGUCACUAA
Papaver somniferum (opium poppy) is the source of this 1008-nucleotide messenger RNA. RefSeq lists its product as uncharacterized. Lineage: Eukaryota; Viridiplantae; Streptophyta; Magnoliopsida; Ranunculales; Papaveraceae. The transcript has a single exon. Bases 1 to 1008 code for a protein of 335 amino acids. The record is from RefSeq and is a predicted model, not a curated record.